AUGAGUUUUGUUAGCUUCUUGAUUAUACUCAUCCUCCUCUUCCCCACACUUACAGAUGCAGAUUGCAACCCUGAUGAGAAAGAGUCCCUCUUGUCCUUCGCAACCAACUUUCCCAACCUUAACUGGUCUUCUACCGAAGAUUGCUGCUCAUGGGCUGGAAUCUCUUGUGAUGACAAAAGAUAUCGAGUCAUCCGGUUAUCCAUCCCUGAUAGAGACCUUCGCGGUGUCAUCCCUUCUUCUCUUCAAAAUCUCACUUCUCUCUCUUUCCUCAACCUAUCUUGUAAUUUCCUUUCUGGUCCCAUCCCUGACGGACUUUUCUCGUCUUUCAACAACCUGCACACCAUUGACUUGAGCUAUAAUAUGCUUUCUGGACACUUACCUCACACCUGGCCUGCUACCCUUCAAGUGCUCAAUCUCUCCAGCAAUCAUUUCGAUGGGACAAUUCAAACUACCAAUCUCCAUUCGUUUCAAAGCAUGAUCACUCUUAAUAUUAGCAAUAACAGCUUCACAGGCACUAUUCCUCCUAUAUGCACCAAUUCACCGGCUUUAGUCAAGCUUGAUUUCUCUAUGAACCACUUCACUGGAAAUAUCCCCCAAGGGUUCGGUGCCUGUUCAAAUCUUGUGGUUUUGAGCCUGGGUUUUAACAGACUCACAGGACAGAUCCCAACUGAUAUCAGUUGCGCUCUAUCUCUGCAACAUUUGUUAUUACAGAGAAAUUAUCUUAUGGGCAAGAUUGAUGAAAGCAUUACAAACCUCACAAACCUCAGGAGUCUUGUCUUGUUUGAUAACAUGUUGUCCGGUUCCAUCCCUCAUAAUAUAGGGGAGCUAUCAUUGUUGGAGAAACUCGAACUUCACACUAAUCUACUCAAUGGAAUGCUACCUUUGUCAUUGGUGAAUUGCACGAAGCUUCAACUGCUUAUCUUGCGGUUCAACUCUUUAGGUGGCAGGCUUUCCGAUUUUGAUUUCUCCGGUUUCAGUCAACUCACCAAAGUUGACCUCAGCAGAAAUCAAUUCAGCGGGGUGCUACCUAAAAGCCUUUUCUCUUGCAAAUCACUUAGUGCCAUUCAGCUAUCAAGAAAUAAACUAGAGGGGGAAAUCUCACCUGACAUACUUGUUAAUGCACUUUUGAGGUUUGAAGGUGAAAAAGAUUCUGGGUUUGAUCUUUGGAAACCUUGUCCGUGGUUUACACUUUGUGUUUGUGUCUCCGGGGUAUUGUUGAACCAGUGUGUAGUCACAUUGGGGAGAUUGUCCGGAGAUUGGUUCUUCUGA
Helianthus annuus (common sunflower) is the source of this 1269-nucleotide messenger RNA. Its product is annotated as receptor-like protein 2. Gene Ontology annotation, molecular function: protein binding. The transcript is spliced from 2 exons. Bases 1 to 1269 code for a protein of 422 amino acids. NCBI's taxonomy places the organism in Eukaryota, Viridiplantae, Streptophyta, Magnoliopsida, Asterales, Asteraceae. The record is from RefSeq and is a predicted model, not a curated record.